This is a messenger RNA of Fusarium poae, 1311 nucleotides long. RefSeq lists its product as uncharacterized. The transcript is spliced from 5 exons. The record is from RefSeq and is a predicted model, not a curated record. NCBI's taxonomy places the organism in Eukaryota, Fungi, Ascomycota, Sordariomycetes, Hypocreales, Nectriaceae. Bases 1 to 1311 code for a protein of 436 amino acids.
AUGGACUUCCUGCCCGAAGGUCUCGAUGAGACCCUCUCUGACACGAGUCCGAACACUAUGGUCGACGAACCGAUAACACAAAACGAUAGUUCAGAAUUCAUAGACCCCGCUGUGCUCCAACAUCUCGAUGAGUCACACUCUGACACGAAUCCGGACACUAUGGUCGGCGAACCGAUAACACAAAACAAUAAUUCAGCAUUCAUAGACCCCGCUGUAUUCGAAAGUCUCGAUGAGUUCCUCCUUAACACGAGUCCAGACACUAUAGUCAGCAAAUCGAUAACACAAAACGAUGGUCCAGCAUUCACAGACCCCGCUGUGUUCGAACAUGUCGAUAAGUCCCACUCUGACACGAAUCCGGACACUAUGGUCGGCGAACCGAUAACACAAAACGAUAGUCCACAAUCCAUAGAGGAAACUGUGCUCAAACAGGUGCUACCAAGCAACUUGAUUGGGGACAAAAUCUUUUUGAUUCAUGAAAUAGACCAAAAAAGGGGAAAAAACACGCGUGACAGGUAUCUGGAUCUGGUUGGAAUUUAUCGAACCAUCGAUGAUCUCCAUGAUUCCAGUUUUUGGGAUACCUCCGAUAUACCGCCUUUAGGAGAGACACAAGAAUGUCUCCAAUACGAUAACGACCGUUGCAUCAUUACUGGGUUUGGUGCUAGUGCACCCUGCCGCAUCAUUCCCUUCACCCGGGGUAUUGUAGGCGGUGGUCCGAAAGAAACGAUGCUCUCCGGAUGCCCACUCGUACACAACCUUCUCGGCUUUUCUAAGAUCAACCUUGCCGGCUAUCGCAACGCCAACCCCGACGUGGAACCCCGAUCGGAUUUAGAUUUGGAUCGGCUUAGAGCUGAAAUGAAAAGACCGACGUCGUGCUGGAAUAUGAUCACUCUUAGCCCCGAUCUCCGCAAAAUGUGGGCAGAAGGUAUGUUCGGAUUAAAAUGGGUCGGAGCUAGUCAAGAUCCCAUUGAUAAGGACAAAGUCUGGAUCGUACUUCAGUUUGUGUGGAUGCCAAUGAACAACCAAAGGAAGCGAGAUGAUGAAAUCAAGCUCUACAAGAAUGAACCCUACAAACUCGGGGACGAAUUGCAGCACACAUGGGGCAACAAAACAAGGCCACUCGUCCCUUGUUUGAUGGAUCCCUGUAUCGACUGCGAAAACACAGAGAGAGUGGCUGCUUACUAUAUCAACAAUGGGGUCCCAGUUCGAAGCGGUGAUUUGUUCAGCAUCACUCGUGCUCGGAAUGAUGAAAGUGUUUGUCGCUUUCAAACACUAUCAUAUUCUCAGACGGUCAAGAACCGAUCACCUGCUUGA